Molecule: messenger RNA, 310 nt
Organism: Eimeria acervulina
Lineage: Eukaryota; Apicomplexa; Conoidasida; Eucoccidiorida; Eimeriidae
Exons: 2
Source: RefSeq, a predicted model, not a curated record
CGCGCAGGAUGGUUCUGUGGCUCUGCGAAGUGACGAACAUUUCCCACAAGCGCAUCGCCGGGCGCCCAAUGCGUGGCAAAAUGGCUUGGCAUGUAGUGAGGCCCUGCUCCGAAGCUGUCUGAGAAAAGCACUUAGCGAGUUGCUUCUAGAAAGAAUGAGUGAGGGAGAAUGCGUUUACGGCAUUUCUCGCCGUGGCGAGGUAGAUUUCUUUUCGCACUGCGUGGCUCUGAGCCGCAUGUGCAUGACGCCGCUUACCUGUGACAUGAUGAAUUACUUGUUGAUUAUUCGCGUCGACGCGCUGUCGGACUAG